Molecule: messenger RNA, 2983 nt
Organism: Capsella rubella
Lineage: Eukaryota; Viridiplantae; Streptophyta; Magnoliopsida; Brassicales; Brassicaceae
Exons: 9
Coding region: 401-2923 (840 amino acids)
Source: RefSeq, a predicted model, not a curated record
UUUUUUUUUUUUUCUUUGAUUUUUUGAGUUUUCUUCCCCAAAGAAGCAGAGAGGUCCACAUGUACUCUUCUUCUUCUUCUUCUUCUUCUUCUUCUUCUUCUCACAUCUCGUCGUCUCUCUCGUCUUCUGGUUAACGUUUCUCAUUUCUCUCGGAGGUGACCGUUUCUUCACUCCUAAAAAUCGAAAGCUUGAUUCACUCGUGUUUGGUUUGAGUUGUAUUUGAGAUUUAAUCUCAAGGAGGCAAAGAGAGAGAGCGAGAGAGAGAGAGAGAGAGGAUUUAUAUAUUUUGGGUGGAUAAUGUUCUUGGACGAUAUGCAAAUGGUUCCAGUGCAGCGCGGCUUUAAGCGUCGUGGUCAGAUGAAAUAUCUGAGUUAAGAGGGGUUUGUUAACGAUUUGUCUAAUGGCUAUUGCUGGCCUGCAAAACAUUUUGGCGAUUGAUUCAUCUUUCCCACGGGAUUCUGAGGUUCGGGGUUCUAGACAGAGGGAAAAUGAAGGAAGGACAAGCGUCCGGGCAUCCUCGCUUCUACAGAUGUGGAGGGAACUUGAGGAUGAUCAUGUGAUGGGUCAUGCUCGUGAGAGAGAUGGUGAGAGGAGGAGUGCUUCUUCACCUUCUAAUGCUUCGAGGGGAAAUGGUUGUGACAGUGAUAUUAGUGCACACGAUAUUGUUAGAGAUAGUGUAAAUCUGGGUGAGAAUGAACUUGGUGGAUGGUCCCCCACCCCGAGUCAUGUUGGGUCACAUAACUCGAGUGACGAUCUCGGUCCUUUUCAGAGCGAGCACUUUUCUGAUCUGGGGAUGGUUGAAAGGGAAAGAGUUAGACAAAUUUUUCGUGAGUGGAUGAGCUCUGGGACAGGGCAACAUACUCCCUCUGAUUCUCCCACAACCAACAGCUCAAGAGCAGAAUGGCUUGGUGAAACUGAACAGGAAAGAGUGAGGAUCAUAAGGGAAAUGGUUCAGAUGAAUAGCCAGCAGAGGCCUGUUCUUGGUGAUUUGAGGGACGAACAGCCUAUUGAAGUUGUUAACCAGAUCGAAAGAGUACUUGAUGGAAGGGUUGUUAAUGCGAACUGCAUCCAAAACGAAAAUGCUAGAAGAGGUAUACGCAAGUUAUGUGGUAGGCAAGUGUGGGUGGAUAUGUUAAAAAUGGCUGAAAGGGAAAGACAAAGAGAGCUGCAGGGUUUGAUGCAGCAUCAUGCUGUAUCAAACUUUGCUCACCGCAACCGCAUUCAGGCACUGCUAAGGGGAAGAUUCUUGCGAAAUGGUGACAACGAUGAUAAAGAGAAACCAACGUCAUCUGCAGCUUCUGAGUUGGGCUUUCUAAGAGAGAGACACACUGUAUCUGAGCUGAGGGAGGAAUUUAUAUCCAGACUUGACCGGUCUGUCUCUGGUCAAGCAAGCAGCAGUCACUCAGAGACCUCAUCAAAUGCUGGAACUGUUGAUAAUAGAGGUGAACAAAACGAUCUAAAUUGUCUAGGUAGCAUCAAUGAUGCAGACGGUGGCUCAGAUCAAAAUGGCAGAGAGGCUGACAACCAAAGUUCACUGGAUGAGAUAACUAAUUCUAGACGCAGUAAUAACCGGAGCAUAAGUUUGGAAGAAAGGACUGCACGUGUUGAAGAUUGGCAACGGUCAGAAAUUGAUGAUUUUUCUCUGGGAAGAAAUGAUGCUGAAGUGGACUUGAAUAGCCAUCAAAGAGAGGAUACUACUGAGUGUUCAUCCUCUUCAAUUCAUGGAGACGAGAUCAGACAUGGCUGUCAAUUACGAGAAACUAUUGAGAUACCUUAUGAACAGUCUCUGCAAUCUGAACCUAUUGCCACAAUGGGACUGAUAAACAGGACAACAAAUUUCCAGGAGAAUCUUGUUGAAAGCAUUAAUCUAACUGUCCCUCUAGAGGAACAAACCGAGGAGGAGAUUAUGGAAAACGAAGAAUCUGAUUGGCAACUUAUCAAUGGUGAAACCAGUGCAUGGAGAGAUGAUGCUGAAGACGAGGCAGAUACAAAUGUUCCUGUGAAUUUUCCAAAUCAAUUGUCCCAGAUAUCAUCCGUGGAUGAGGACAGAGACGGCCACACUCACACAGAACUCACAGAUAUGCAGCCUGAUGAUACUGAUCGUCAAAGCACAAUACAAGACUGGUCGGAAGAACAUUCUGAUCAGGACACAGUUUCAAUUGGAAGGGCUGCAACUUUCUUUCCUCCGGAUGAUGGUAACGAGAACAUGGAACUCAGAGAACUCUCAAGCAGGAGACGUGUCUCAAAUCUUCUUCAAAGCGGGUUUAGGGAGAAUCUUGAUCAGUUGAUACAAUCUUACAUGGACAGACGAAGCCGAAAUCCUGUCGACUGGGAAGAACACGAGACUUAUUCUGACCAUACAAUAGUAGGUGAAGAACAACAAGAUGAAGCCCAGAGUGGUGUUCAAGAACUUGACGCUGUCGAAUCUCCUCCUCUGUCUCUACCCUCCCCAGUAAUCCCUAUACAGCCAAGGUGGGACCAUGAUCGAUCCAAUUCAAACUGGACGGCACAUGAUUUGCAGCACGGCAUUGGAAUGGAUUGGGAUUCGAUCAACGAUUUGAGGGUUGACAUGGGUAGAAUACAGCAAAGGAUGGAUAACUUGCAGAGAAUGCUGGAGGCUUGCAUGGAAAUGCAACUUGAGUUACAACGGUCCAUAAGACAAGAAGUCUCGGCUGCGAUGCACCGCUCUGCUGACCAAGCAGGUCCAUCCAAGGACACCGAGAGCUACGAGUCAAAAUGGGAGUAUGUAAGGAAAGGGAUCUGCUGCGUGUGCUGUGAGAGCAACAUCGAUUCUUUACUGUAUAGAUGUGGACAUAUGAACACUUGCGAGAAGUGUGCAAAGAAGCUAGUGGAAGCUGGAGGAAAAUGUCCCAUGUGUCAAGCUCCUGUGAUUGAGGUUGUUCGUGCUUACUCUAUUCUCUGAAGACGAAUACUAACUAAAGUCUCUCAAGAGACACACAAAAAUGACAUUCUCUUUUUUUUA